AUGGAGAAAGUUGUGGAAGAAGAGAAAAAAAGGGAAGAGGCUGUGGAAACAGAGGAAAAAAGCAUGGAGAAAGUUGUGGAAGAAGAGAAAAAAAGGGAAGAGGCUGUGGAAACAGAGGAAAAAAGCAUGGAGAAAGUUGUGGAAGAAGAGAAAAAAAGGGAAGAGGCUGUGGAAACAGAGGAAAAAAGCAUGGAGAAAGUUGUGGAAGAAGAGAAAAAAAGGGAAGAGGCUGUGGAAACAGAGGAAAAAAGCAUGGAGAAAGUUGUGGAAGAAGAGAAAAAAAGGGAAGAGGCUGUGGAAACAGAGGAAAAAAGCAUGGAGAAAGUUGUGGAAGAAGAGAAAAAAGAGGAAGAGGAUGUGAAAGUUGUUGAACAACAGACUGGGAAAGUUGUCGAGGAACAGGCUGGGGAAGUUGUUGAGGAAUAUAUUGAGGAAGAAAAGCAAAGGUGGAUCAUGGUCGUUUACAAGGAAGUACCGAGUCCUUGGAUCAUGCAUAGGUGCAAAGAGAAAACAAUGAUGUAUGGCAAACCGAGAGGCAGGCCAAGGAAUAAUGUCGUUGUUGCUGCACAUAAGAAGAGUGGCAGACCAAAGAGGAAAUCACAGUGGGUGCAGACUCCUUUCACGGAGGGGAAUAAGCAUAAAACAAAGCCUUAG
Brassica oleracea var. oleracea is the source of this 654-nucleotide messenger RNA. Its product is annotated as protein MNN4-like. The transcript has a single exon. NCBI's taxonomy places the organism in Eukaryota, Viridiplantae, Streptophyta, Magnoliopsida, Brassicales, Brassicaceae. The coding region runs from base 1 to 654 and encodes 217 amino acids. The record is from RefSeq and is a predicted model, not a curated record.